AUGCCUCGUGGUGGAAAUUCCAGAAUCAAGGUCGACGAUAAUACUCCAAGGGCAACCCAGGAUUGCAAGGUUUGCAACAGAAGACGCAUAAAAUGUGACCGGGCUCUACCUACAUGUGGCAAGUGUCGAGGAAGGAAUCUCGAGUGCCCUGGAUAUGGCCUCGUCCUUAAAUGGGGCCAGGGAGUUGCUAGUAGAGGAAAGCUUGCCGGCAAGUCAUAUCCCAUUAGAAAUCCGGAACAUGCCAUCGCCAGCAUGUCCAAAGAAAAUUCCAAUCUAUCAAUGGCCACCCCUCCAAAGUCUACAACCACAUCUCCCAGAUCGAAGACACACAAACAGGAGCCAUCCUUUAAACAACAUGCCCCAGCUCCACUUAAACAACAACCUACUUUUUCCAAUGUCAACAUCGUAAGAGUUGACCUGUUGAACCAACCGGACGCCGAUGCCGAUUUCGAGGAGGAAGAUGGUCAUUUGGGUGGUGGCUGUUGUGGUGGAUCGGUUGAUACUACCGGAGGAUGGGACGACUGGCUGGUGCAGAAUGGAGGGGGGCUGAAUACCGCUACUACAACUGCUAGUGGCCUCGAUUACUACGAUAGCAAGCCAACAAUGGUGCCUUCUCCGCCAAGUUCGGUGUACAGCAUGGAGUACACGCCUCCACUACCGGAUUUCGAUUUUAGUUAUGACCUCAACUCCCAACUCCCAACGAUCCUCCAGAACAACUCCGUAAGGGAACUCAUUGCCCAUUACGACCAAACAUUAGCAGCAAUGAUGGUAUGGAUUGAUACUCCCAGCAACCCUUGGAGAAAAAUCAUGAUUCCACUCGCCAUGCAAUCGCCUACUCUACUUCUGGCACUAUUGGCGGUGUCAGCCAACCAUCUAUCUGCACAGAAUAGUGGGAACAACCCAGCAUACUCAUCCGCAGCUACGAGAUAUCGGGAUUCCUCUUUAGCUCUAAUUACCAACCGUCUCAAGAUUGAAACACAGACUCUCGGGUACCAAAGCCCUGACCCGACUUAUCAGAUCAGGGACAAAAUGGAUUCCGAUGCUACUUUGGCAGCUAUAAUCAUGCUCACAAACUUCGAGAUGAUUGGUAGUCAGACAAAUGCCUGGAGGACGCAUUUGGAUGCCGCCAGGACAAUGAUCAAGCUUCGGGGAGGCGCGACUCAAAUUGCCUCAGAGGACGACCAAACCAGCAGUUUCUUGCUCUCACAGUUCUUUGUUAUUGACGUGCUCGCAUCCACCACUACAUUUUCUAAUGAUGAUGCGAAGGAUUUCGAGAUGCCAGUAAACACUCCAACUUCCGGCAGGGAAGAGCUUUUCGAAGACUUCCUCAAAGUCAUGCAUCAAAUCACACGAUGGGAACGACAGCUUUCUAACCCAGAAAGGACGCCGCCAUCGAUCCCCCCGCCGGAAGCUAUCCAAACUCGGUUCGAGAGUGCAAGACAGCGAACUGCUAGGGCAUCUGCCGCCUUCGCUUCGGUUUUGACCGUUGAACAGAAAGACGAUUUUAAUCAUCUAAUCAAUGUCUACCAUCAUUCAGGUCUACUCUACGCUUGGAGGUCUCUUUACAAUUUCCCCUCAACCAAUCCUUUAAUAACAACAUCAAAGCAAGAGCUUUAUAGAUCCCUUCACUCAAUCAAGGAUCAAAAGCGAUUUGCAGUUGAUCUGGUUUAUCCUCUUUUCAUUCUUGGGACUGAGAGCGUGGGCGACGUUAACACCCAACAAUAUGUUCAAUGGAGAAUGAAAGAGGCUAUGGCUGUGACAGGUUUCAGCAACUGCCUCGCCGCCCUUGCUUUCCUUGAUGCGUACUGGAGUGAGGCUGGUGUUGAAGAGAGCUGGGUAUCUUUUGCUAGAAAAUACGGUGACCAGGGCCAUCAGUUUCUCCUCUACUAA
Molecule: messenger RNA, 1890 nt
Organism: Orbilia oligospora ATCC 24927
Lineage: Eukaryota; Fungi; Ascomycota; Orbiliomycetes; Orbiliales; Orbiliaceae
Exons: 2
Coding region: 1-1890 (629 amino acids)
Biological process (GO): positive regulation of transcription by RNA polymerase II
Cellular component (GO): nucleus
Molecular function (GO): DNA-binding transcription factor activity, RNA polymerase II-specific; transcription cis-regulatory region binding; zinc ion binding
Source: RefSeq, a predicted model, not a curated record